Messenger RNA from Pseudovirgaria hyperparasitica, 2101 nucleotides. RefSeq names its product RCC1/BLIP-II. Bases 231 to 2042 code for a protein of 603 amino acids. Lineage: Eukaryota; Fungi; Ascomycota; Dothideomycetes; Acrospermales; Acrospermaceae. Gene Ontology annotation, molecular function: guanyl-nucleotide exchange factor activity; protein binding. Gene Ontology annotation, cellular component: cytoplasm. The record is from RefSeq and is a predicted model, not a curated record. The transcript has a single exon.
GUUUUAUACUUCGUGCACCUAAAUUUAGCUCUACUUGAUAUAUGAGCGAAAUGACUUGGUUGUCGACUACCGGAUAGCUUGUCAACAACAACACGAGUUCUGUUUCCUAACGUCACAUUGCAACUACUCAUACUACUCCUGCUCCUGUACCGGAUCACUGUCCAGGCAGCACGACAAUCUUUCUUGCUGCUUGGUCUACUAUUCCUUCUCUCACUUCCCGACCAGUCACAAUGUCUAUCACGAUCCUCCCGGUUGAGAUACUUGAUAUCAUCACUAAAGACCUUACCGUCAGGGACUUCUUAGCUCUCUGCAGCACUUGCAAGGCUCUACAUGACCCAAACAUACGCCUGGACGCUGGAUACUGGAGCCACGUGACGCAUGAACAGUUUCGUCUGCCCAAUCGACCUGCAGUCGAAGGCGACGGCAGGAAAUGGCAGAAGCUGUACCGCAGACUACAGACGCAGACCAGCGUCUUCACCUGGGGCAAGUCAAAUCGGGGCUGUCUAGGCCGACAAGGACAUGCACGCUGCAACCCAGUACCACUGCCCAUGAACAACAUCAAGGAGCUUGGGAUCAUUGCUGACAUGCAGUGUGGUGGAUGGUCGACCAGCUUUCUUACCUCUCGAGGAUUACUUUACGUGGCAGGGGUGCUGGAUGGGAUGACGGCGGAAUAUGCAGUGGAUGGAGUUGUUGCUAGACUCAAGUAUCCUGCGUCCGUGCCAGAUCCGCUGAGAAGAGAAAAUCCGAACAACUCUCUCGUAGCCAUCCGGCAGUUCUCGUCAGGCAGGAAUCAUAUUCUAGGGCUUUCAGACUCGGGUCGGAUCUGGACGUGGAAGUCUCAUGCAGAGCCAGCACUUCAAGUGAAGUUUCUUCACGCAGACACAUAUGAACAUCGAAAGGUCACGGCGCCUGGAGCUGUCAAACAGGUCAUGGCGGGCUGGAACUUCAGCUCAGCGUACGUGACCGGAGCCGGUAUCCUCUUGUGGGGGGUACAUCGUGGACAUACGGACCCGGAGGUUGAUACUGUAGUGCUCGAUGCUACGGCCGUCCCAUGGACGAGUUAUGAGUCAGCUAGGAAAAGCGAUCGCCAGACGGCGUGGAAGACGGAGGAUGAAGAGGAAAUUGUCGGCUCUGUCGUGACAUGGGUAUGCCUAGAGAACUACGUCGUGUUUCUCACGGAUAUAGGUCGUAUCUUUGCCUCCAGGGUCGAAUGGGACAACAUUUCUAUUGUUGUCGGCAACAGCUUCGAACUCAGGCCGCUCCGAAGCACGAACCCCUAUCCGACGUCCUGCGACGUCCAAGGCUCAUUCCGCUCCUUUGGAGUCUUCAUGAACGGCUCCGUCGCUGUGCUCCACCAAGAUUGGCUCGACUCGUACUCCCACGCACAGUGCGCCGUCCCUCCCAGUGCCCUCAUCCCCGCCCUCCAACAGUCGGGCGUACAACAGCUCGCAUUUGGCGACUACCAUUUCCACGCCCUCCACAGCGACGGCACAAUCACGUCGUACGGGAAGGAGCCAUCGGCAUGCGGUGCUCUCGGACUGGGAGGUGGGUGGAACAAGCCGUCUCGCACUAUCCGCGGCGUGCUGAACAACCACGACGCAGAGCUCAUCCCUGAAGCGCGCCAGACGGGCCGUCGGGUCUGGUUCGAGCCGGAGAAGCAGAAGUGGCUUGAAUUCCUGAGUCGCGGCGGGGCAGAUCCGGAUGAGUCGAAGGAGCGGCGGGAGGUGUUGAAGACGCGAGGAAAGGGGCUUGUGGAGCUGAGUGAGUGGGUUGAGCGGCGGGGCAGGAACUGGGAUUGGUUUGCACGGGGUGAUGACGGUGAUGGUGAUGGCGAGGAUGAGGAUGGGCUUGGGGCGUACUUUGCGCUCAGUGUGAGUGCGGCGGGGUGGUCGAGCGGGGCGUUGGUGCUGGUGAAUUCAGCGUUGACGGAGAAGAUGGCGGGGCGAGGGAGCUUUUGGGAAAGCGAGAGGUUUCCCAGACUGAGGCUGAGGGACGGCACGGAGAUGGCGGGGACGAUUGAGGUGAGCGAGUGGACGGCGUGAGGUUGGAUGGAGAGUGACUGUUAUGCAGAGUAGUGAAUAGAGAGAAGAAUAUACGAUAC